AUGACUGGUCGUCGGUGGGUGUUCUACUCCUGCGCAGCGGGCCCACGAUCCGCUGUCGACAGUUUCGCUGGGUUUCGGGGUGCAGAGAGUUGCCGUUGCUCUGCUGCUUUCCGCUCGUCUCCCGGAAUCCGUCCUCGGCUGUUGUUGGUGUCGGAUGGGGGCGAUGUUUGCCCUCCUGGUCUGUUGACUGCCGGUGUUUUGGUUUGUUCAGUUUUCCUUCUGUUUCCUCCGUUCGUUCUUCGUCGCUGCUCGGUGCUUGGAAGACCGGUCGGCGGUUUCUUGAGGCGUUCUGACUAG
Messenger RNA from Macrosiphum euphorbiae (potato aphid), 297 nucleotides. Lineage: Eukaryota; Metazoa; Arthropoda; Insecta; Hemiptera; Aphididae. The record is from the annotation of a GenBank genome assembly.